Polychytrium aggregatum is the source of this 921-nucleotide messenger RNA. RefSeq lists its product as uncharacterized. Gene Ontology annotation, molecular function: structural constituent of ribosome. Gene Ontology annotation, cellular component: ribosome; mitochondrial large ribosomal subunit. The coding region runs from base 221 to 859 and encodes 212 amino acids. The transcript has 2 exons. The record is from RefSeq and is a predicted model, not a curated record. NCBI's taxonomy places the organism in Eukaryota, Fungi, Chytridiomycota, Chytridiomycetes, Polychytriales.
GCGACACGGGCUCACGAAGCCAUUCCGACAGGACCGAUCGACGAUCAAUCGAUCGACAGCGGACAACAGCCAAGAGCCGGCCGCCACCACGAGCACGAGGACGAUCGCAGCGAGGACACCCAUCGCCGCGACGACAGCGCACGUUAUCGAGCAGCCGUACCCACGAUCUGGAUCCCAAGUCCACAGCCGAUCAGCAAAUCUCCCACCAACACAGCUCACAAUGGCCAGCCCGCUCCUCAAGAACUCGCUAUCUCUGGCGCAUGGUUGCCUGAGGGCCCAGACAGCCUUCCGAAGUGGAAUCGCGAUCAAAGAUGCCGGAAUGAAGCAAAUCUCGACUGCGAUGCAGUCCAGACUCUACUCGGAGAGCACACUGAAUCAAGUCAUCCAAAAGUACACACAGGAGCCCAUCGAACCACGUCGGGUGUCGGCGGCAGUCUCGGCCUCCGCCGGUCUGGCCACGGAAUCGGGAGAACGAGCACCGCGCCAAAUGAGCAAAUCGACACGGGAGAGCCUGGAUCUGUUGCGGAAUGACGGACGGCUCUAUGCGAUCAUGGAGAUCAAGGGCAGACCCUACCACGUCACAUUCAACGAUAUUGUGGUCACGAUGAAGAUGAAGGAUCUGAAGCCCGGCGACGUCAUUUCGCUGGAUCGCGUCCGGGAGAUCGGGGGCGCCAACUAUGUGCUCAAGGGCAGCCCAUACAUCGAUCCGUCGUAUUUCACACUGACGGCGGUGGUGACCGAGCAUUCGAUCAGCAAGGAGUCGGUAGAAACCCACUUCCUCAAGCGUGGAUUCAACAAGACUGUCCGCAACGUCAACCACCACACCUCGCUGCGAGUCGCCCAGCUCAAGAUCAACUGACGGACGACGCCGUGCUGGCAGAGCGACAGCGAGACAAUAAACCCUGCAUGGCCGCAUCCGAA